GUUCUCAGCCAUGAUGUCCAAGGCACAUUCCUCUAUGUUCCCUGUGAAAAUGGUCAAUGACAAAGACAGCCUGGAGUUCAUAAACAGCUCCUCUUCCUUCGUUGAAGACAAAAAGAAACCAAAGAAAAGCAAAGGGAAUGUGACUAUAUCUGACUCCUCAAGUAACCCUUUCCACAUGUCAGGGGAUGUGGAUUUCUUCUUGUUCAGAGAGCAGGAGCGGGAUAAAGCCAUUGUAGAACGUGAACAAAAAAAGAUGCUGAGGGUGCACCAGAAGAUGACCUACUCAUCCAAGGUGUCCGCCAAGCACAUUAGCCUGCGCCGGGAGCUGCAGCUAGAAGCGGAGAUGGAGGACCAGGAGCUGAUUGCUGAGUCUCGGCAGCUGCAUGCCUUCCGCAACAACACUGCCUGGAAGCUGGCCAUGACCCAAGAAAGGAAGGGGAUGCCUGAAACUUUGAAUGACUACUUGGAACAGAAGCGAAACAUGUUCCUCCUCCAGUAUGCUCUGUCAAUGAAGCGCAAUGAAAUCCAGCGGCUAGAAAUGCUGGCGACCCGGGAGGAGAACAGGCUGGAGAGGGCAGAGAAGUUCCUGGAGAAGGACGCAAGCUUGUUUGAUGAAUUCCUCAGGGAGAAUGACCGCAGCUCAGUGCAGGCCAUGAGACUGGCUGAGAAAGAGACCAAGAUCAAGGUGGAGAAGAUCAUUGAGAUCCGGGAACUCACGGCCCAGAUCAUGACGAUUAAAAGUGAAAUCUCCAAAUUCGAAGACACUUUGCAACAUUACAAGAUCUACAAGGAUUUCUUGUACAAGCUGUCACCCAAGGAGUGGUUGGAAGAACAAGAGGAGAAGCGCCUGGCUCUCAAAAAGGCCAAGGAGCCUGGGGAGUUUGUCAAGGACACCAGCACGGCCACCUUAUUAGGGGACAAAGGGUCUGGCAUCAAGAGCAAGACAGCCUUGCUGUGGAAAGAGGUUCAGAGCUUGAAGAAGCCCUCAAAAGUGAUACGGUCUGGGCACGUCCCAUCCAGCACUCAGAACUUCCCGAAUUUCAGCCAGCCCAGCCAGCCCAGCCUGUACAGUGAACUGGACUCCCGACUGUCAAGCUCUACGCUGCCAUCACAAGACGACACUGACAGCGAUGGGGAGGAGCUGGCACUGUACUUCACUGAGCCCCAGCAGCUCCUGGACGUCUUCACACAGCUGGAGGAACAGAACCUGUCAUUGAUUCAGAACACACAGGAGAUGGAAGAGACCUUGGAUGAUCUGAAUGUCACUCUGAAAAACACCCAGAUCCGCAUGGACAGGGAGGUCAACCUGCUGAAGCAGUGGAUCACCACCAUGAUGAUAUCAAUCUCCAAGGAGGAGGAGUCAGCAGCAGAGCUGCAGCUCAAAGCCCGUGUCUUCCACUUCGGGGAGUAUAAGGGUGACCAGCAGGACAAGCUGCUGGAGAGCCUUAACCUCAAGGUGAUGGAUGUGUACCGGAAAUGUGUGGGCACACACCAGGAGGCCAACCUGGGCACAGUGCAGAUGCUGACUGUGGUGGAGCACCAGCUGGAUGAGCUGCUAGAGAAUCUGGAGCGAAUACCCCAGGUCAAGAUCGAACAGGCAGAGAAGGCCAAGGAGAGGGAGCGGCGCCUGAGGAUGCGUGAAGAGAAGGCCAGGCUGCAGAAGGAGCUGCAGGAGGAGCGGCUGCAGCGGGCCCGAGCCAGGGCCCAAGCUGAAAUCAAAAAGAAGAGAGGCAGGAGAUUGGUAAGCCGCUCCCGUCCACCAGUCAUCAAAAUAAAGGAGGUAUCUGAGCAAAUGACGAUGGACAAGGACAAGGAGGAGAUGCUCUUCUUCUUCACUUAGCAGCAGAGCUGGCUGAGGGCUCAGGAAGAGGUCAGUAGUUAGUGAAGGCAGGAACUGUGAGCCUGAUGGGUCCCUAACUCCAUCUUAUGCUCUCCUGUCAGCCUCCUUAC
Onychomys torridus (southern grasshopper mouse) is the source of this 1950-nucleotide messenger RNA. It is a transcript of the gene Cfap100, whose product is annotated as cilia and flagella associated protein 100. The transcript is spliced from 16 exons. Gene Ontology annotation, cellular component: ciliary basal body. The coding region runs from base 11 to 1840 and encodes 609 amino acids. NCBI's taxonomy places the organism in Eukaryota, Metazoa, Chordata, Mammalia, Rodentia, Cricetidae. The record is from RefSeq and is a predicted model, not a curated record.